GAAAGACCACACCUUACAAUACCAGUUUUCUAACAACACAAGCGAUAGCAAGAUUUUGAAUAACUAAGAUUUGGACCACAGUCUGCAGAUUCAUCAGUGUGUUGCAUGGCAGGAAACUUUAGAGCUGCCUGAGUUUUUCAUACAAAAAUUCAGGAUAAGAUGACAGAAACUCCCCUAAAACAAUGGAAGAGUGGUCUCUUUGACUGCUUUGAAGAUGUCAAUACUUGUUGCUAUGGCUUCUGGUGCUGCCCUUUCCUUGCCUGCACUGUUUCAAGAAGAUUUGGAGAGCACACUUGUCUGCCUUUAAUUGACGGGCUGGUUUCUGCUACAGUUCUAGUGUUUGGGACUCCUGUGAUGAUCCCCCCUGUCGCAUUGUCUUUGAGGGCUUCCAUUCGUAACAAACGUGGUUUAAAGGGUUCCCUCAGCAACGACAUUUGUAGUUCCUGUUGCUGUGUCUGGUGCUCCUGGUGUCAGAUGCAUCGUGAGCUAAAGGAGGAAACUCCUCUCACUGUUGUGGCGCAGCAGCCCCAGACGCUGCAGCCCCCGACUGUGAUCAACGUGCAGGCUAAUCCUGUCAUGAUGGUUAAUCAAAACUCUGCUCCACUUCCUGCUGGUUUUCAAAACCCUGCUCAAGGCCCUAUUGGGUUUCAAAACCCUCCCCCAUAUCCUGGUGGGUUUCAAAAUCUUCCCCCAUAUCCUGGUGGGUUUCAUGGGUUUCAAAAUCUUCCUCCAAAUCCUGGUGGGUUUUAAAAUCCUCUUUAAAAUCCUGGUGGGUUUCAAAAUCCUCCUCAAUAUCUUGGUGGGUUUCAAAAUCCUCCUGAAAACCUACUGCGUUUCAAAAUCCUCUUCAAAAAGCUCCUGAUGAAUUUCAAAAUUCUCCUCAAACUUCUGAUGGGUUUCAAAAUCUUCCUGAAAAUCUUGCUGGGUUUCAAAAUCCUCAAGUCCCAGAUCGAUUUUAAAAUCCUUCCCCUGUUGGUUUGAAUUCCUAACAAAAACUGAACAUAUUUGUUAACAUUUACGUUCCUCAGAUCAGUUGUGAUCAUGUAAUUGGUGUGUAAUGUUAACUUUAUUCAGUAAAUUCUCUGUCAAUGCU
This is a messenger RNA of Gambusia affinis (western mosquitofish), 1093 nucleotides long. RefSeq names its product cell number regulator 4-like. The record is from RefSeq and is a predicted model, not a curated record. The coding region runs from base 160 to 750 and encodes 196 amino acids. NCBI's taxonomy places the organism in Eukaryota, Metazoa, Chordata, Actinopteri, Cyprinodontiformes, Poeciliidae. The transcript is spliced from 4 exons.